AGUCUGUUUAUUCAAAGCUAUAUUCCUGACUCCAUAAUAGUGGCUUACAUGGAUCCUCAGCACAUAGCCAUCACCAGUGAUGUCAACAGUAUACUCAAUGAAGAAACUCCCCAGAAACUUGGAAUACUCAUCAAGCAAGGCGAACAAAUAUCCAGUUUAAGCCAGAUAGAGUCGUUGAUAAUACCUUUGGACUCACUAGAGGAAAACGAUGCUUUCAACAAGUUGAGAUCCAUAGUAAAUUUGGGGCUUCUUCCUGUGUUUGAGAUGCUCAGUUUGGGCAAGAAGGCUAACUCGGAGUCUUUCAUUAACAUUACCAGGAAAAAGUUCAACGAGUUGUCUGCUUCGUUGCAAAAUUUACAAGAGAAGAUCCAAGUUCCUGACCUUUUACUUUCAGUACAUCCAGUCAUCAAGCAAUUCGAUACAGAACAGGACAAUUUCGAUGAGGCUCUUUUGAAUGAUUCUCAUCUUCUCAAUGAAGUGACCAAUAUUGUCAAUGGCUGGACAAAGCAAAUACAGUCGAUUACUAGCUUAUCUUCAGAUAUAGCUAACCUAGCGUCUAUAUCAGAAGAAAUCCAGUUUUGGAACUCUUUAGACAUAUCAUUGACUUCUGUGGAACAACAAUUAAGUUGUCCUCAGGUGAAGAACUCCAUAAACUUAUUGAAUAAAGCUAACAGAUUCCAUAUCACUUUGUCAUUCACAAACGACUCAAAUAUCUCAUCCAAAAUAAUAGAAGCCAAAACUAAUCUCUUGAUAUGGAAGGACUUCCCAUUGACGGAAAUGACCAACAUAAAUCCCAAGGAUUCUGAUUGCUUGGGAAAGUUCAAUGACCUGGUAUCUGGCAUAUUCAAUCACUUGAAGAGGCUAAGGACUAUUAGCAAUUUCCCUUUGAGUAAAGGCUUGUUAUUGACAGAGUUGAUAUUGAAAGACUUACUUGCAAAAUUUGCCCAUUUAAUUAACAGUUUGAACCUUAUGAACCUCGAGUUUGAAGAGUUUCUUCGCAUAUAUGAAGGUGAUAUAUCUAAUAUCCUCAGCACUAUUGACUUAAACCUUAAGUACAUGGUCAAUUUGAUCAGAGAACUCUUGAGAAAGAGACAAGAGAAGUUCUUCAUAGUGAGAGUUAAUCAGGAGAUGUUUGACCAGUUCAAGCACAGACUAGAGUUUUUGAAGACAUUCAGGGUGAAACACGAAAACAUCUUGUUCGUAAUACGAAACUUUUUACAGGAUUUCGACCAAGAGCCUAAAUUGAUGGAUGACUAUAAUAGAUUAUCAGUGUUGAAUCUCUUGGAUUUUUCCAAGCAUGGCGUUUUUCUUUGGUCUAGUUCAGAACGUCAUUACAAUAACACCUAUUCCCAGAUCCAAGAGUCAAUUACUUCCCAACUCAACAAUUUAUUCAUCCAUUGCAGUAACUUCAAAGAUUUUGUUACCGUGGCAGAAAAGUACAAAUAUUUGAUGAUAGAGAACACAUUUGAUAUUCUGUCACUUAUGAAAGAAGACCUAAGGUUGAAGAUUCUAGACAUAGCCAGAACUGAAAUUUUCAACUUGAUCAAAUUUGAUACCAACUACAAUGAUAAGCUCGAAAAGUCUUUGAACUUGUUCGUUAAUUCAUACCAAACUCAGGUGGAGGACUAUACAGUUACUAGAUUCUUGAGAGCUCUCGAGCGAAGAAAUAAAGUCUCGUUUUAUGAUGACAAUUUGUCUUCUUUAGUUGGGAAAGACUGGUUCAAAUACUCUAUAGGUGGAAAGUUGAAAGACCAGAUGUCGAGUUUUUUGAUAAAAUUUGACCCCGAGGAGAUUUUCAAGCAGUUUUUGUCCCAUUUGAAGGAGUACACAGACAACAACAAAUUGGAAUUGAAGGGAAAUGUAUUUAAAAUCUCAAAUAACUCUGACCUUCUCUUGAACUUUAAUCCUGAGUUCUUGGGGUUAAGAGAUAAUCUAAAGUUUUUUCGGGCAAUAGGGUUCAAGAUCCCAGUCACUAUUUUGCUUGAGUUCCAGAAGCUCAAUAGAUUAUUGCCAAUGAUAAACGAUUUGAAAGAAAACAUCUUAACUGUGAAACGAAUAUUCGAUAUCACUUUAAGAAAAGAAUAUUUCAGGAAAUUUGAUCCUUUGCUAGAGAUUGACAAGCUUCGGUUAAGCAAGCUCUUAGUUUCGAUGGCCAAGGUCCAAUGGGAACACUUGACACAAGCAUUUGAAAUCCAAGAUGUCAUCCUUCAGGAAGAAAGUGAAAUCUCAUCCCUUGGAAUUGUCCGUGAGUUUCAGGCUUGUAUAAAUAAGUUGACUCUCAAAUUGAAUAGCCUUUCCAGAACUCAGGUGUUUUUAUCAAACUCCAUCUAUCAUAACCUCAAGACUUGCAAGUUUGAUUCUGCUUCUAUCGAGUCUGGUUUGGUUAUUCUAAAAGAGAGGAUUUCUGAAUUGUACAGCUUUGAGAGCACUGAGAUUUUAUACAAACAGAUCAAUGAAGAUAUCAAGGACAUUCUUUUAGGAAGAUGCAAACAAGAAAUUGAGACAUACUCGAGAAGUAUAUCAACAGACGAUCUGAGUUCAGAUGACGAAGACUCGCAUGUCGCUGAAUUCAGCAACUCAAACCAUUACUUUUCAGUUGGUUUUCGCAACCAUUCAAUGGUAAUGGAGCCUUCUACUGACGAAAUCAGGAGCCGAUUGCUAGCUAGUAUCAAUGACAUUGUUGCAGUGGUGGAAUAUCAAACGUUAUUGUUAGGUGAAAAGGUCGAGCUUAAAACUGAAAAACUUUCAGAGCCUCUUGCGAACGCAUUGGCUCAAGUUGAUCAAUUAUCUGAAAAGAUUGAAGUCUACUUCAGUGACUGGGUUCGUAUAGAAACCAUGAUCAACAUGAAUGUCGAAAAUAAUGUCGAAGUUGACAGGUUCGCCCCUCUUGAUUCACUUGAGGAUUGGUGCACUUCGAUGCAAAGACUUUUAAAGUUGGGAGACUUAUUUGACAGCGAUAUUGUCUCGUUUGGAUGCUGUCACAUACUGUUGAAGGAAGUUCAAUCUAAAGUAUACUUGAAAUUCACCUCAUUUCAAAGAUCUAUGACAAAGGUGCUUGGAGAGGUACACUACCUGGAAGUCAACCGGUUUGAUAAGAAACUUUCAGAUGCCAUUACUUCCUUGGGCUUUGACACAAUGGAUACCAAGAAUUUUACUAAGAACCUUUUGACAUUUAUCGAAAUCAGAGGCUUUAUCACUGGUGAAUGGAAGAAAAAACUAGACUUAUUGGUAAAUAGCUCCAAGCUCUUACCGAAGUUCAACUUCAGAUACCCACGUAAGUGGAUUUACCCAGAACAGAUAGAGAACAAGAUUGCUUCUAUAAGCUCGAUAAUGGAGAAGAAGCAGUCCAUUAUUGAUGAAAACCUCGAAUUUAUUAAAUCCAAAAUCGUAGGUUAUGUGGAUGAGCUUUCAGAUCACAUUUUGAAAUUCAAAGACGACUGGUCUUUGAAUAGACCCAUAUCCGGGGAAAUGAAUCCAGUUUUGGUUUUAAAUUCCUUGAGUAAUUUCAAUCGUGUAUGUUCUACUUAUGUCGAUACAAAGGUGGAGUUGUCUGUAAUCACCGAGGCAUUUGAACUUGACAUUCCUGAAGUAGAUAUUGAAGUUUUAAAAGGUAUUUUAUCCGAAAUCAUUGAUUUCAAGUAUGUUUGGUCCUCAAUCAAUUCAUUACAUGAUCAGAUCGAUAAGUUGAGAAAAGUCAAGUGGCAGGAUGUGAAGACAAGGGAUAUAAGAUUGAAACUUGAACAUUUGUUGGAAGAGUGCCGCCUGUUGCCCAUAAAGGUAAGACAAUAUGCUGCUUUUGACGAGGUCCAACAAAUGACCAAGAACUUGAUGAAAAAUCACAAGCAUCUUGUUGAUUUAAAGAACCCGAACUUGAAAGAUCGCCAUUGGAAGCGGUUCCUUUCCAUGAUUAGUUACAAUGGCAAGAACCAUCGUUUACUUACCUUAGGAGAUAUCUGGGACCUCAAUCUCUCCCUUCACGAAGUUUCAAUUAAGUCCAUUAUCACACAAGCUAAUAAUGAAUACACUUUAGAGGAAAACAUUGAGAAGAUCAAAGAGAAUUGGAAUCAGAUCACUUUCGAAUAUUUCAACUUCAACACUAAGUUUAAGUUAAUCAAGUCCUGGGAUUUGUUAUUUGAAGAGUGUAAUAAGGACUUGAACGAAUUGUCCAGUAUGAGAAAUUCGUCAAGUUUCGGAGCAUUUGAACAGGAAAUUUUUCAGAUAGAAACCAAGUUGAACUCCUUGUACGUUAUUUUGGAUUCGUGGAUCGAAGUCCAAAGACAAUGGGUAUACUUGGAAGGCAUCUUUGGGUCCAAAAAUAACAUUGCUAGUCUUUUGCCUGUCGAGUCUGCAAGAUUUAACAACUUGUCAUACAUUUUCUUUGAUUCAAUGAAGAAAGUAUACAAGAUUGAAUUAGCCAUUGACGUUCUUCUUAUUCCAGAUUUUGGAGGAAACUUAGAAAAAUUGUUGGAAAGCUUCUCCAAGUUACGAAGAUCUUUAUCUGAUUUCUUGGAAAAGCAACGUGAAAGUUUUGCUAGGUUUUAUUUUAUGGGAAACGAAGAUCUAUUGGAAUUGAUCGGAAGUGGUGUUAAUUUCCAGAAAAUAAAUACUCAUAUCAACAAGUUGUUUUCUGGUGUUGCUUCUCUCCAGUUUAAUAAGGAAUCAUCUUCAAUCAUAUCGGUUUCCAGUGCACAGGGAGAGAUUUUGAAGCUUAGUGAGCCAGUCUCCUUGAUCAAGUAUCCAAGUUUAGUUGACUGGUUAGGCCAAUUGGAACUCGAAAUAAAGAUAUCUUUAAGAUCUUUGGUGAGCAGUAAUAUUGAAGGUGUUCAAAAGUUCUAUGAAACUCCAACCAUGGAAGCUAUCAGUAAAAUUGUGGACGAUAUUCCUUGCCAGGUUUUGACUUUAUGUUGUCAAAUUAUUUUCACUAAGAUUGUUGAUAAUGGAAAUACUCCCAAAUCUACCAUAAGUCAAAUCAUAGACAUUUUGAGUGGAUUGGAAACCCAUGCAUCUUCUUUGAAGAGAAACAAAAUUGAAAACAUUAUUGUGGAAGUUAUUCAUCAAUUGGAUGUUAUUUCGCUCUUGGAAACCAAACCAAAUGACAAGUCAAAUAUAUUAGCAAGUGAGCUCCUAUAUGUCUUGGACAAUCAAGAGUCUGAUCCAUUGAAAAGCUUGAAAGUGAAGCAGUUUGGGUAUUCUUUUGAAUAUGGGUUUGAGUACUUGGGUGUACCACAGAAAUUGGUUCACACUCCCUUGAUAAGUAACUCUUUUGUUGCUAUGACACAAGCAUUGGGACAAAAACUAGGUGGUUCUCCAUUAGGGCCAGCUGGAACUGGUAAGACCGAAUCAGUGAAAGCUCUUGGAGAUAGUUUGGGUAAAAUGGUUACAGUAUUUUGCUGCGACGAAUCAUUUGAUUUCCAGGCCAUGAGUCGUAUCUUCUUGGGACUUUGUAAAGUUGGUUGCUGGGGAUGUUUUGACGAGUUUAACAGAUUGGAUGAAAAGCUAUUGUCAGCUGUAUCUUCACAGAUAGAAACAAUCGAACUAGGUUUGAAAAAUCAAUCAGCCUUGAUUGAGCUUUCAGGGAAGAAUUUGUAUGUCAAUCCUGAAACUGGAAUAUUUGUAACAAUGAAUCCAGGAUAUGCUGGAAGAAACGAAUUACCAGAGAAUUUGAAGAAGCUUUUCAGGAGUUUCUCAAUGGAAAGGCCAGAUAAAGAGAUCAUUGUGGACGUCCUAUUAGCAUCUAGAGGUUUUAGGAACACCAAAGAGAUAGCAAAGCUCAUAGUUCCGAUGUUUCAAGAUUUUGAAAAGAUGCUAUCGAAGCAGAGCCAUUAUGAUUUUGGACUCAGAUCCCUUAAGUCUGUUCUAAACAGCUGUGGAAAGUUGAAACGUUCCACAAUGAACGAUGCCAAUGUGACAGAGACCAUGAUAGUAUUGAGAAGUAUUCAAGACAGUAUACUCCCAAAGUUGACCAGGGAAGAUGAAGUAAUUUUUAACUCUUUGAUUACCAAGUACUUCUCUGAUACAGGAGUCGAAGAUUUUGAAGAGGAAAAGCUUGUUGAAACCAUUAAAAAGUUGGGACAACUCAAAGGGUACAAUAUGAGUGGCCCAUGGUUAAGGAAAGUGUUACAACUUGAGCAAGUUCGUACUAACCAUCAUGGUAUAAUUUUGAUGGGUGAUGCAGGAGCAGGAAAGACCAGUUGUUGGAAGCUCUUACUCGAGUCUUUGAAAGAAUGUACCGGUCAGGAUUACCUCAGUUACAAAAUUGAUGCUAAGGUAUUGAAUAAAGAGACCCUUUAUGGAAAGUUAGACCCAGUUACCAGGGAAUGGACAGAUGGCUUGUUGACGAGUAUUUUGAGAAAGAUCAAAGCCAAUAUGAGAGGUGAGAUGAAUAAGCUAUCAUGGAUUGUGUUUGACUGUGACAUUGAUCCAGAAUGGGCAGAAAACCUCAACAGUGUUCUUGAUGACAAUAAGAUCUUGACUUUGCCCAAUGGUGAAAGGUUAGCACUUCCAGAUAACGUCCGAAUCAUCUUCGAAACCGAUAAUUUGAAAUCCACCACACUAGCAACCAUCAGUAGAUGUGGAAUGAUUUGGUUUGACAAGGAUGUAAUUGAUACCUUUUCACUUUUGGAACAAAAACUACACCAGUUCUCCCAAAAGAGCUUGCUGAUAGACGAAACUGAAGGGGACGAGUCUCAAUGGUUAAAAUAUCAGAGAAUGUUCCUGGAGAGAGUCAAAAUGGUCUUGUUGGAAGGAACAUUAGGCACCAUAAUCCACGAGUCUACUAAACUCGAUCACAUCAUGGAUUACAACAUCCACAGAUAUAUCACAUCAUUUAUUGAUUUCAUCAAGUCUUACUGCCGAAAAUUGAUCAAGUGUGAUUCCAAAGAAGAAAUCCCCGACCCAACUAAGUUCAUCAACAAGGCAAUUCUAUUAUCACUUAUUUGGUCGUUCGCAGGGGAUAGCUCUUCGAAAGAGAGGGAAGGGUUUGGAAAUGUGAUUCAGAAGCUUUCAUGCUUUCUGAAUGUUGAUUCUUGUGAUGGUGAUUUUGCUGACAAUGAUUUGGAAAUUGGUACUGGUGAGUGGAUUAAAUGGAGCUCGAGGAUCCAGCCUGCUGAUUUAGAACCUAGCCAAGUAUCCAAUCCCAAUACAGUUGUACAAACAACUGAUACAGUUAGACACAAGAGCUUGAUACACUCGAUUAUGAAUGAGCACAAGACUUUACUUCUUUGUGGACCACCAGGUUCGGGUAAGACUAUGACAUUCCUUGAGGUUCUUAAAACAGCACCAAACCUCGAUAUUUUACAGUUGAACUUUUCUAAAGAGUCUUCACCAGAAUCAUUAAUGAGAUCAUUGAAACAGUAUUGUGAAUAUCAAAGAACUUCAAACGGUAUUGUAUUCUCCCCCAGAGUUUCUGGAAAGUGGGUGGUUGUAUUCUGUGAUGAAAUAAAUUUGCCAGGCGUUGACAAAUAUGGCUGCCAAAAGGUAAUAUCGUUGAUGAGACAAAUGGUGGAGCAUAGGGGAUUCUGGGAUCCAAAGGAAAUGCAAUGGGUAGAAAUGAAAAACAUCCAGUUUGUGGGUGCUUGUAACUCACCAAAAGAUCCUGGUCGUCAAAAGUUGUCUAACAGAUUUGGACGUCAUGUCACUUUAAUCAUGGUGGAUUACCCUGGUGAGACUUCAUUGAACCAGAUAUACGAAGAGUUCAACUUAGCCGUCAUGAAGUGUGCUCCUGACUUGAGAGGCUACACCAAGUCCGUCGUCAAAGCAAUGAUUUCUGUCUAUUUGAAGAGUAAAGAAAGAUUGACUCCUGAUAUUCAGUCUCAUUAUGUCUACUCUCCACGUGAGUUGACAAGAUGGACAAGAGGAUUAUUAGAGGCAUUAAAGCUGAAAAUUUACACAAAUCUACCUGAUUUCAUUAGAAUGUGGUAUCACGAAGGUCUUAGAUUGUUCUACGACAGAUUGGUUUCGGAUGAUGAAAAAGUUUGGACAAAAAGUCUUUUCGAGGACGUUAUCAAAGAAUGCUUUCCAUUUGCUGAUACUAUUGUAAUCAUGCAGGAGCCCGUUCUCUUCUCCGACUGGCUCUCUCUGAGCUAUGAGUCAGUUAACAAAGCAGAAUUAAACAAGUUCAUUUCUCACCGUCUUAUGAUAUUUAGUGAAGAAGAAUUUGAUGUUGAUUUGGUCUUGUACGAGGAUUUCUUGAUACAUGCCCUCAGAAUCUACAGAGUUUUGAACCAGCCUCAGGGUCAUAUGAUUUUAGUUGGAGCGUCUUCAAGUGGUAAGACCACAUUGACAAAAUUUGUUGCUUGGAUGAAUGGAUUGAAAAGUGUUCAAUUGAAUGUUCAUUCUAAAUAUAACAUCAAUGAUUUUGAUAAAAGCUUGAGAGAAAUCUUGAUCAGAUGCGCAAAAGGUGAACGGAUAUGCUACAUUAUCGACGAAGCCAGCAUAAUGGAGACUUCUUUUAUUGAGAGAAUGAAUACCUUAUUGGCAAAUUCAGAAGUGCCUGGACUUUUUGAAGCUGACGACUUCAAGAAUCUAAUGAAUAUAUGUUUGGAAGAAUCCCAAGCCCAGGGUUUACUUUUGGACUCAGAUGAAGAACUAUAUAAGUGGUUUGCACAACAAAUAUCCACCAACUUGCAUGUUGUUUUCACAUUAACUCAAUUGAACAACUCAGACAGGUUGCAGAUGAUAUCCUCACCUGCAUUAUUUAAUAGAUGUGUUUUGAGUUAUAUGGGAGAUUGGUCUUCCAAAACUUUCCAAGAAGUUGGCUCAAGGAAGAUAGAAAGUAUUCCGGUGGAUGUACAGAACUUUGAGAUUCCCGAAUCUUUCCCAAAGAACAUAAGCAGUUUCCGAGACAUCUUAAUAGAUAGUCUUCUAUUCAUUCAUAAGUCAGUCGAAGAUAUUCAAACCUCACUAAAGUUGGAACAGUAUCCCAGUCAGUUCAUGGCACUUGUUUCUCAUUUUGUAUCAAUAUUUGAAACCAAGCAAUUUGAGCAAGAGGAAAUUCAACGUCAUACAACGACUGGUCUUAACAAGCUUCGUGAGACAGUCUUACAGGUUGCUCAAUUGAAAGAACAACUUUCAAAGAAGCAGAAGGAACUUACUGCUAAAGACAGAGAAGCGAGAGAGAUGUUGAACGCGAUGUUACUAGAACAAAAUGAAGCAGAGAGAAAGCAAGAGUUUUCCAUAACUGCACAACAGGAGUUGAAUAAACAGGAGGUAGAGAUAGACAGAAGAAGAAAGAUAGCAUUGAAGGACUUAGAAGAUGCUGAGCCUGCGGUUUUGGAAGCCAGAAAGGGAGUUCAGAAUAUCAAGAAGCAACACUUGACUGAAAUUCGAAGUAUGGCCAAUCCUCCUGCUGCUGUGAAAAUGGCCAUGGAAUCCGUUUGUAUCUUAAUUGGAUACCAAGUAGCCAGCUGGAGAGAUAUCCAGCUUGCUAUACGAAAAGAUGACUUUAUCCCAAACAUUGUCAACUACAAUGGUGAGCAACAGUUGACAGCAGACAUAAGGAAGUAUAUGACGGAAACGUAUCUUUCGAGACCGGACUAUACAUUUGAAGUUGUCAAUAGAGCUUCCAAGGCAUGUGGACCAUUACUUUUGUGGGUGAAAGCUCAAUUGACGUAUUCAUCAAUUUUAGACCGAAUUGGGCCUUUGAAAGAAGAAGUCGAUAUCCUCGAGAAUGGGGCCAAGAAGACGAAAGCACAACUCCAUGCUUUGAAAGAUAUGGUUGGCGAAUUGGAACAAAGUAUCGAAAAGUAUAAGAAUGACUAUAGCUCUUUGAUUCGUGAAACUGAGCAUAUUAAAAUGGAAAUGGAGACAGUGGAGGCAAAGGUCAACAAGAGUUUCAAGUUGAUGAAGAGCUUGACCAUAGAAAAAGACAGAUGGAAGAAGUCUACGCAAGAAUUCAUAAAGACCAAUGAGAGAAUCAUAGGUAACUCGAUCUUAGCGUCUGCCUUUUUGAUAUACUGCGGUCUGUUUGACCAAAAAACCCGUCAAGCUUUGAUAAAAAUCUGGAAGAAACAGUUGGAUAAAAUUGGAGUCAAGUACGACAAUAUGAUAUCUAUUUUGAAUUUGCUCCCUUCGAGUGCUCUUUCUUUGGAGUUCUUGAACGAGAGGUCAUUGGAUGAUUUGGUUAUUGAAAAUGCCACUCUUGUAAACAACAGUCGGAUUCCGCUACUCAUUGAUCCAAGUCUCCAAAUGCUUGCAGUGUUGGAGGGGUUUAUGCCAAAAGAUAAGUUGGUCGUGACAAGUUUUUUGAAUGAAUCCCUUGUUAGAGAUUUAGAGAACGCCAUUAGAUUUGGUGGGUCGAUCUUGAUUAAGGACUUUGAAAAUUAUGACCCAGUGUUGGAUCCAGUAUUGAGAAGCGAGAUCCAUAGAAAUGGAGGGAGAAGAAUGAUCAAGAUACGGGGACAACUCAUCGAUUAUGACGAGAAGUUCAAGUUGUAUCUUCAUACGAGAAAUCCUUCUGCAAGACUAACACCAUUUAUCGCUUCAAGGGUGACCACCAUUAAUUAUACCAUCACCAGCACAAAUCUUGAAUCUCAAGUCCUCAACUUAGCUUUGAAACACACAGAGCCAGAAAUUGAAGAAAAGAGAGCUACUUUAAUUGUGUUACAGUCUCAGUAUAGGUCUAAAUUGAAGACAUUGGAAACUGAGCUAUUGGAUGCAUUAGCAGAAGUUGGAGGGAGUAUUCUUGAUGAUGAUAAGGUGAUUGAAUAUUUGGAGAUGUUAAAAGGAGAAGCAAAUACUAUUGAUGACCAGAUACAAGAGUCUAAGGUUGUUUUGGAAGCUAUCGAUAGAUCAAGGAGCAAGUUUUUCGACGUUGCAUCCCAUUCAUCCCUGAUUUUUGAGCUUUUGAAGGAAAUGAUUAAGUUUAAUCCCUUAUACAGGUUUACACUUGAUACUUUCACCAGGAUAUUCUUGGAUGUGUUGAACAAGACCAAGGAAUUAGUCGAUAUGCAGUCAAUGAUUUUGAAUUUAUAUAAGGAGGUGUUUGCAGUCAUCUCUCCAUCAUUGAUGGGAGUCGACAAGAUGGUUUUUUCUUUGGGUUUGGUAUUACUGUACUACUCCAAAGAAAUCGGACCCCAUUUCACAGUCUUUUUCAAAAGCAUUUUCAGGUUUGCUAGUUCCAGAAAAAACCUUGAUGUGGAAGAACUCUUCAGGACGCUCUUGAUAGAGUCAGAUAAGAAUGAAAUAUCGGUGAUUUUGGAGGAUAACUCAGAGAACGAAGUAAUCAAGUUGUUGAGGCAUGUGGUUUUGGCUGCAAACAACUUCGAGGCCUCACCAUCUAACUUUAUUACUUCACUAGAACAAAUAAGCACCUUUUUGUUUUCCGGCAUAGGUCCAAACAGCUCCAAAUAUGGCCUUGAAUACUUUAUCGAAGUAGUCCACGAUCCCUUACUUCUAAGCUCAGCAGAAGGUUAUGACGCCACAUUCAAAGUGGAACAACUAGCAGCUAGUAUGAACAAGAAGCUCGAUAUCAUAUCCUUGGGCUCUAAAGAAGGUAUCGCGUCUGCUAAGAAAGAGAUCCAAAAUGUAUCUAUGAGAGGAGGAUGGCUAUUAGUUCAGAAUAUUCAAAUGUCUCCUGAAUGGCUCAACAGCUUGGAGACGCUUUUGCAAGAAACAAGUGGUUUCCAUGAAGAGUUCAGGCUUUUCUUAACUUGUAACUUGGAUUCUAGGAUUCCAGUGACCUUAAUUAACAACAGUCAAGUGAUUGUGUUUGAAAGUCAACCAGGAUUGAAACGUGCCAUGAUCGAGACUUUUAAUGCUUAUAGUGCAAGUGCCCUUGAACAAAAGCCACCAGAAUAUAGAUACAUCUAUUUCUUGUUGGCUUGGUAUCAUUCGCUUGUGCUUACUCGAAUGAGCUACGUUCCAGUGUCCUUUGCUCAGAAGUACGAUGUCAAUGACUCUGAUUUCAGUGCUGGUAUGAAGUCAAUUGACAAGAUCCUUGAACCAGAGAUGAAAAAUGGUGUACAAAAUAUAUCAUUAGAGCUGGUAUCGUUUGAAAGGAUAAGCUUUAUAAUCGGUAAGAUCAUUUACGGUGGAAAGGUUGAUAACGAAGGAGAUUUGGAAUAUUUCACCAAUUUAGCUGAAUACUUAUUUAGUAUUUCAUCUUUUGGAAUCGAUUUUAAUGUUCUUUUCAAUGACACCAAUACUAAAUUGCCCAAACCAGACGGAAUCUCCGUACAAGUUUACCAAAAGUGGAUUGAAGAGUUACCUGAUCAAAUUCCUUUAAGCUGGAUUGGUCUAGAUAACAAUGUUGAUAAGUUUAUGGUGAUGAGACAAGGUAAAGAGAUUUGUGAUAAAAUUGUUCAACUAUUUUGAAUAGAGAUAAUUUAAACAACCAAUUUCCAGUACUGUAAAAUUAUGUAUUUGCUUGACUAUACAUAUUUAACAUUAUAAUUUACAAUGCUUUUCUUAUUAUGUCUUUAAAAAUAUUUUUGAGUAAUUAGGAAUAACAUUUAAUAAUUUAUUCGUCAUCUUCUAAGGUUUGAGCAGCAAUACGGUCCAAAUCUCUUUGACCAUCGUCAGAGAUCUUUCUACCACCCUUUGGAGAGAUUUCAACAACACCAAUCUUUUCCAAAGCUUGCAAAACUCUUCUGUUGACAGAACCAGAAGCAUCAGCGUGCUUGUGUGGUCUGAAACCUCUGUUGAUAGCACCACCGUAUAAUUUGUUCAACUUACCGACACCGACUUGCUUUCUCAAGUAGAUGUGUCUGGCAACAGAAGCAGCUCUUUGGUAGAACCAAGUUUCAGAUUGUUGUGGUGGUAAUUCGUUACCGGCAGAAGUCUUGACAAUGUCAACGUAACCUGGAACUUCCAACUUACCUUGACGUUGCAAGAAUUGAGCAUAAGCGUUGAUGAAGUCUUGAGCUGGAACGUCUCCUAACUGAUACACCGGCCAUCUUGAUAGUUAAUUAUUUCAAGUAUGAAUCUAU
Molecule: messenger RNA, 12926 nt
Organism: Yamadazyma tenuis ATCC 10573
Lineage: Eukaryota; Fungi; Ascomycota; Pichiomycetes; Serinales; Debaryomycetaceae
Gene: DYN1
Product: dynein heavy chain
Biological process (GO): cytoplasmic microtubule organization; nuclear migration; microtubule-based movement
Cellular component (GO): cell cortex; cytoplasmic dynein complex; cytoplasmic microtubule
Molecular function (GO): minus-end-directed microtubule motor activity; dynein light intermediate chain binding; dynein intermediate chain binding
Source: RefSeq, a predicted model, not a curated record